UUUCAAUCUGUUCUGUGACUUGAAAGUUGAAAGAUUCUUUUUAUAAAGAAUAAGAAUGGUCACUAACAUGGAAGAGAUGUAAACAAAUAAAGAUAAUUUUAAAUUAGUCUCAAUGGAUUCAUAAUGAAGAAUUUGAAAAGUGUUUCAGUGCAAGUUGUCAACAGCGAUUUAGCUUUGCUGUUACCUAAUGGUGUCUAUGAGAUCAAACAAAUGGAAAGCAGGUCCUCCAGAUUAAAGCAAAUAUGUCUUUUUUGCUUGGUGUUGUGUAUUUUUGGGAUCUUCGGGUUUGGAUAUUUUUGUCCAGAUAAGGUCUGUGCACUGAGCUCGCGGGAGGCUGUGUAUGUUGAUGAUAAUUUAGGAAAACCGUUGGCUCACACGAGAUCCAAAGUGGGCCUAAGCUACGACGAUAUGCUUAACGAUGAUUUUACCUUCGAUAUGGAUUCGCACGACGUCGUCGUGUUUCUUCAUAUGCAGAAAACAGGUGGUACAUCAUUCGGAAAACACCUUGUCCACGAUCUGGAUUUGAAACGUCCAUGUACGUGUCCUAUAAGCCGCAAAAGAUGUUAUUGUUUUCGGCCUCAUUCGAAUCAAAGUUGGUUAUUCAGCCGAUACACGACAGGAUGGAAAUGCGGCCUACAUGCCGAUUGGACGGAAUUGACGACUUGCGUCGAUGAAAAAUUAGACGAGCUUGAAGAUGUAGUUAAGAGAAGAUAUUUUUAUAUAACGCUGCUGAGGGAGCCCGUAGCCAGAUACUUAUCAGAAUUCCGCCACGUGCAAAGAGGAGCAACCUGGAAAGGAUCCAGACAUUUUUGCAACGGACGGUUAGCCACAGAUAAGGAAGUGCCUCCUUGUUAUAAAGGAGAGGAUUGGGAGGGCGUCAAAUUAGACGACUUUAUGAACUGUCAGAGCAAUUUAGCCGUUAAUAGACAGACUAGGAUGUUGUCCGACUUGGAACUUAUAGGUUGCUAUAACAAAACGUAUAUGCCACAAGCCGAACGUGACAAAAUCAUGUUGGCCAGCGCUAAGAAGAACCUCCUCGCCAUGGCCUUCUUCGGACUAACAGAGUACCAGAAGAUUUCCCAAUAUAUCUUCGAAGAAACCUUCAAUCUCAGAUUCGCAAUUCCUUUCGAACAAAACAACGCGACGGUCUCCAGCUACACCCUAACAACUCUAACGUCAGCUCAGUCCGAGAAGAUUAAGAAGUUGAACAAUUUGGACUUGGAGCUGUACAGUUUCGCUAAGAAAAUUUUAUUCGAGCGGUUCGAGAGGUUAAAAAGUCGCGAUGCGGACUUCAAGGGCCGGUUCAAGAAUCUGGGAGUGUUGAACGUGAAGCAAGGGCCUACCGAAUUCGAUUGGGAUAAAUUGGAGGAUCCUACGGAUUCUCCUUAAGUCUAAGGGCAGCUCAAAUAAAGUCUGAUAUUAGAAGUGCCAUGAUUCCCCGUUUUUCUAUGAAAAAUAAUUGUAAGGGUUGUACAGUGUGAACGGAAGACGCAUUUUGGUUAGAUGCGUAGCCGUUAGAUGGAGGUAGUCUUAGGUUUCUGAGUUUCGAAACGAUUUUUUUAACAAACAUCAGCUUAUUUUGUCUUCCCUACUAUCUAAGUAUUUUUAACUUAUUUAUUACAUUGAUUUGAAUAUUACAACACUAAAUAUAUAAAACUUAUGGGGACUUUAAUCAGGAAAAAGGCAAUUUUUAAAUAUUUUUAAAGAAAAAAGUAUUAUAUUUAUAUUUAUAAUUUUUUUAUAAAUUGUUAAGAAGGUUUCGAGGUAUACAAAAAAAAAUUGCAGUUUUAGUUGUUUUUCAUCACUGCAGAGGGCGUCUUCCAAAAGAUACAUUUUAAUUUGGGAGACAUUUUUCUGCCUUCCUGUAACAGUUUUUUUAAUACCAACGGUAUUCAAUUUGUGAGACUUAAAACUGAUAAAUAAACCUUUAAAAAGUUUUUUAUAUAUUUUUUAUGGCCUUUACACGCAAUUUUAUAAAGAGUUCGAAAAACGUCUUGUUGUGAGGGUGAAUUUACUCCUGUACUAUUUUUUUACUUUUAUGUUUAUUUAGUAGUACUUAGUUAAAAAAAUUUUGGUUUACUGAGAUUGGUGUAGCAGAUUCUGAGAAAAACGUCGUCUCCCAGUGUUGAAAAAUGUGAUUCCUAAAAAAACGCGUUUAAAGUAUUUUUACUGUAAUUUUAUCGAAUAAAAUGGUCAUAUUUAUUUUUUCCUCUAAUUAGCGAUUUCUGGAGCAUAUUGGCUGCACUCACUGUCCACACGUGCUCGCUUUAUACGUUUUAGAGAACUGAACUGUCAAGUUGCAGCUGCACAGGUCAGUCAUCGCGCGCGUUGUUGUACACAAACGCGUUUUAGCACAGGUAGGUACCGUAAUAAAUACAGCUAUAACUUCGUUUCUAUUUCUAAAUUCUUAAUACAAUUUUAGGAUAAUAUUUCUAUGAUACUAAGAAAUGUUUUUACGUAAAAAAAACCAAAAAUCGAUUUUUUUUAUGUAGAAAGUAAAAGUCCCUUUAAUAUUCUUAAGAAUUAACCUAAAAAUAUGUUUUUUUCAUGAGACUACCUCCACUAGUAAGUGUUAGAAAGUGUGCAUUAUAUCAGAAUACGAUUUUAAAUUAACGUUGAAGGCAUUUUGUGUUAAAUAUAACUUGUUUAUUAUAAGAAGACGCUGACGUUGUUUCACGAACCUAUGAUAAUUUCCAAAUGAAAUUUGUCUGUAUGUAUGUCCUAUGGGAAAUUGUAAAAGGGCCAUUUUAAUACAUUGAAUUUAUAUAGUUGCUCCAUUAUAUCUUUACACAAACGUCAUGAUUCAUUUGCAAACACGUUAAAUCAAGACAUUAAGUGAAACGUAGGUCCAAUUGAUAUUCUUGUUCUCAUGAUCAUUUUUCAGUGCGUCAUUAAUUAUGACGUCAUAUACUGUAUUGGCUGUGUCGAGACUUAUUUCAUGUAAUUAUUGACGAAUCUGACAGAUGCCACAAUCGUACUUAGCCAUAGGUGAAAAGCUUGUGGAAUUAGUAAUUUAGUAGAUUUGAUUUUUACACAAUAUGUUAACAUGUAGGUAUUUUUUAUAAAGGGGAAUAUAAUUAAAAAGUAAACAAUAUUGUUAAUUAAAUUUAUAAAUAUGGAAACAUUAAAAAAUGACACAAAACUAUCCAUAAACUGUGUUUUUAUCUUCUUCUCUAGGUGCUGUCUCCGCUUCAAAAGUUAGCAAUCAUCAGAGAGAUCUUUAUUUCUGAAACAGCGGCUCUAAAUAAUUCAUUGUUAUUACAUCCAAACCAGUUCCUAAGAUUCUUCAGCCAUGAGUUACGUCUCCUUACUAUGGAUCUUUUUCUUGCAUAAUGAUCUGGAGUAUUAGAUAUACAUCUCUCAUCACAUGUCCCAUAUAUCUCAGUUUUCUUCUUAUUUGUUAGUUUUCGUUCCUUAUGCGUAAGUCUCAUUACCUCCACGUUGGCUAUUCUAUCUACUCAUGAGAUAUUUAGCACUCUUCGGUACAUCUCGAAUGUCUCUAGUCUCCUCACGUCAAUGACUAACUUUUAACGAACUAAAUUUGAAACCAAAACACAAAAUAAUGCACAAAGACGUUGUGAAACACAAGUGAAGUCGAAUUCGAAAUUUCAAAAUGACAGGUACACAAAAUACUGACCUGAAUAAUAACCGUCACUUGACUCUUUGACACUUCUAAAAAAUGGCCAAAAUGGACGAAGUUUUCGUCAAAUGUUCGUAAUACGUGUAUUUGAUUGGCUAGAAAAAACGCGCAUUCUAAAUAUCAACGAAUCAAACGUAGGUUAGGAAUAGACAUCUUAUGUAUAUAACCAUUGUAAUGCUGCAUUAUUUUUGUGUUUAAUCACGGAGCUACCGCUUUUUCCGUCUCAUCUAACUUAAUGCAUUAGAGAGAAAUCGAAAAACUGUGACGCACUGAAAAAUGAUCAUGAGAACAAGAAUAUGUAUUGUCAAUGCAAUAAUUAGGAAAUGGUUAUUAUCGGUGGACGUAUUUUAUAAAGUUGUAUUGUACAUUUCUAUUUAACUAUGAUUUUAUUAACAUUUCAACGUCCACAUCGGACGUCGUUGUCAAAAUACAAAAUAUUAAUAAAUUAACAAAAAUAUUGUUGCUUAGUAAAAAAUUCUUCUAAUAAUUUAAUUUAAUCUGACUGAUUUAUAUCGGCAAUUCAGACAUAUAUUAUACAUUUUAAAGUAGAAGACUUUAAAAUUAUAUUGCCAAUAUUUAUGAGUUGCGUUUUUAUUUCCCAUUUAGAAUAGUUAAUUACACAAAUGCCACAAAGAAAUAGCUUCUGAACAACAUUGUACAGUGUGUCCACGGAUGGGGUGCCCAAGAGGAAAAACUUUCUUAUUUUCAGUUUAAGCGAAAAUGGUCAUUCUUGAUAAAAAUUUUUGCUUGUCCUAAAACCUCAUACAACGAAAUAAAAUUCAAGUUUUUCAAAACCUGCUUAAUUUUGUAGCCAAUUUUAUGCAAAUCCCUAUAAAUUUUUGCACCAAAUUCAAAAUCAUAACAAUAAUCUAGUGUUGUUAAGCUACAAUGUAGCUUAGUAACUGUCAACUCCGAUAAAUAAUUUGCGAAUUGUCAUUCUUUUUCGACAAGAAAAUGUUAAGCAUCCAAUCAUAAUUUUUUUUUUGAACACUAAGCAUUGUCGAAAAGAAUGACAAUUCACAAAUUAUUUAUCGGAGUUGACAGUUACUAAGCUAGGUAUAUUGUAGCUUAGGCAACAUUGUAGCUUAGCAACACUAGUUUAUUGUUACGAUUUGGAACUUAGUGCAAAAAUGUAUAGUAAAUUUACAUAAAAUAGGCUACAAAAUUAAGCAGGUUUUGAAAAACUUGAAUUUGAUUUCGUUUUAUGGGGUUUUAGAAUAAGCAAAACUUUUAUCAAGAAUGACAUUUUUCGCUAAAAUUCAAAACAAGAAAGUUUUUCCUCUUGGGCACCCAAUCCGUGGACAACUGUAUAAUAUAUUUAACACAAUAUAGCUUUAUAAAAUAAACAACAAUAUAAGUUGUCACAAAUUCCAAUAAACACAACAAAUGCUCUAAUGUCACUGUCACUGAAAAUGAUAAACGUCAAAAUUCAUAAUAAACAAGGUAGGUAUUAAAGACAUGCCGUAUUGUUUAUCCUUGUUUAACUUAUUGAGGUUUCUACUGACAAGCGGUUUAAUUGUGCGAUAGUAGUUCCUGUGAAUAAAAAAGAGACCUAGUAUAAAAAGUAAUUCGUGAAUAAUUACAUGCACGUGCAAAGAUAGAAUGGAAGAACUAUAGCUAAAUUUACUUCAUUUGGAUGGUGCUUAAUAUUGUCAGUUGUAGAUUGAAAAAUUUCUUUGAAUGUAUCUCUAGGCAUCUCCGUAAACAAAGCAAAGCGGAGAACUAUUGUUAGUCAAUGUUUUGUCAGUUUUUUGCUAAUAGAAAAAUAAUCUAUGUAAUUUUCUCUUAAAACGAUUUUUAUCAAAAUCUACACAUUCACAUAAUGCUAGUUGUGACGUCAUUGUCUACUUAAAGUAAAUAGAGUAUAAAUAUAUUUAUAUACGGCAUUUGUCAAACUUGGUGAACCAACGACGUAAAAUUUACGAAGUAAAGUGCAUUAAAUGCUUGGCAAGAUUUUGAAAAGACAAAAUAGUGGCUCACUAGGUUUAUAGUUUGCUGAAAAACUUAAAUAAAUUAUAUUUAUAUGUGAGAUAUAUUUAUGAGAUGUUAGAAUAACAGUAAAGAGCAUGUUUUCCGUUAAGUAAAUGUGUCAGCUAUGUAAGCAAUUUAUACAUAGUAUGUAAAGGAUACUUUAAGGGAUUUUAAACAUCCCUUAUAACUGGAAAUAAUCCUUACUGUUUUUACUGGUGAUUUUCCUAUUGUUGUUUUCGACUUGCACACCUAUUUCUUUUACGAAAAUAAUAUGUUCAUAUCACUUGAUGUGUUAGAAUUUUUAACAUAUUAUCCACUAAAGAAAGUGAGAUGUUUUUUUUCGUGGUGAAUUUGAAUUAUUCUUCUUUACUGUUAAUGUGUAUCAGAAAUUUAUUUACUGCUUCUGGUCCGUGAGGCCAAAUGGAGAACACACAUCAUCUACAUAUCUCCACCAUACUGGGGGUUGUUGGUGAAGUUUAUGCACAUUGUUUUGUUCGAAUUCAUCGAUGAAAAUGUCUGCUAAUAAUGGAGAGAAGCAUAAGCCCAUGGCUUGUAGUGGGGUGAGAGUGUUCUUCUUUGGUAGUCUGUCAGGUUUUCCUUGAAUUUAAUGUCAUAAACAUUUCCUGAAUACAGGUCAUAAAUUUAAUCACAUAUUCUGGGACCAAAAAUAGUUCGAUAAGACCUAACUUAUCUUAGUACAAAUGUGCACAUAAAAAAAGUUACAACCUUUUGAAGUUACAAAAUGAAAACUAUUAGACUUUUUAUUGAAAAUGGACAUGUGGCAUUCUUAUGGCAGUAGCAUCUUAAGAAAAAAUAAUAGUAAAAUUUGGACACCCCAUAAAAAUUUUAUGGGGGUUUUGUUCCUUUAAACCCCCCCAAACUUUUGUGUACGUUCCAAUUAAAUUAUUAUUGUAAUACCGUUAGUUAAACACUGUGUUUUUAAAAUUUUUUUGCCCCUAGUACUUUUUCGAAAAGUCAGUUUUUAUCGAGAUAUUUUGAAUAUUUGUCAAAUCGACCACAUAUUUGUAUAUGGUUAAGUACGAUUAUGGAGACUUGGUAAUAAUAUGAAAAUUUAUGUAUGAUUUACAUUUUUAGGUAUAUUUUGAACCGUAUAUUAAAAAAGCUACAUCUCGAUACAAGGUGCCUUCUCGAAAAAAUACAAAGAGGCAAAAAAGUUUUAUAAACACUGUGUUUAACUAAUGGUACCACAAUAAUAAUUUAAUUGAGACGUACACAAAAGUUUGGGGGGGGGGGGCUUAAGGGAACAAAACCCCCAUAAAAUUUUUAUGGGGUGCACAAAUGUCACUAUAAUUUUUCUUUAAGAUGUUCCUGCCAUAAGAAUGCCACAUGUCCAUUUUCAAUAAAAAAUCUCUAAUAGUUUUCGAUAUAUUCGAAAAAAUCGAUUUUCAUUUUGUAACUUCAAAGGGCUGUAACUUUUUUUAUGUGCAUAUUUGUACUAAGGUAAGUUAGGUUCAUUCGAACUAUUUUUGGUCCCAGAAUAUGCGAUUUAAUUUAUGACCUGUAUUUUUGUUUCACCCUGUAUAAUGUGUUUUCUAGCGAUUUGGUUGGAUCUUUUUUUAGUUGUGUGUAAGGUCCAUUUGCGACCGAUUCUUGGAUUUUCUCCUAUUAUAGACUCUUUUAAGAGAUUUGAUAGCUUUGAGUUCCUUUUUACUAACGUUUGAUUUUGUGCUUUUCUUCAGUUCACUUUUACACAGUACUCUAUUCCUCUGUUUCGUUUGUUGGUAGUUCUUCACAGACUUUUUCAACCGCACUAAUUAUGUCUAGUUUGUGAACGUUACAGCAUAAUUUCGACCAGUGGUUCUCAACCUUUUUGAGUCAAGUACCACCAAAUUAUUUUUGGUACCACUUAACUGAAAUACCUACCUCGUAACUAGGUAAUCUAAGCAACUCUAAUUUAUAUGCUGGAAUUUUAAAGAAUAGAUAAAAAAUUCAACAAGAGUAAAAAGUUCAACAAACCAAUUAGUGAGAAGGUUGUGUUUGGGUAUUUCCACAUAACUUGUUAUUAUCUGAUUCAGUGUUGCUCAGAUAUAGUCGAAGAUCAGAUUCUAUAUUAUUGUUAAGUUCUUAAAUAUUUAGCAUUGCGAAAAAUCCAUUCUCGCACAGGUGUGUUGUCGAAAAGUGUAUAAGUAUUUUAAAAGCGCGUUUUGCAAGAGAAUGGAAAUCAAAAUUCUCUUCUCUGUUAUUUAUUAUUGCGGUGCUGAUUUUGGCGGUCUUGUCUUUUUGCGUUUUGAGUACCAUCGCAAUUAAUGAUAUGUACCACCAGUGGUACAUGUACCACAUGUUGAGAACCGCUGAUUUAGACCUUUGAGAGCAUCUCACUUAAUGGGUGCGUUCGGACGACCAUAUCGGCUGGCGGUCAGCAGAAAUCGGCUGAGUGGUUGUAUCCAGCCGUGAUAGGGAAAGCUUAGUAAAUCUCUCAGCGGCUGGCUUCCAGCGGUGACAUCUGACAGCUACUGCUGGCUCAGCUGUCCAGCCGCUGUGGUCGUCCGAACGCACCCAAUGAAGAGCACCUUGCUUAAUGCAGAAAAAUGUGUAGCAAAUCCAUCAGCAGAAUGUAUACAAUUAUACGUAAUACAUAUACAACAAACAAUACAUAAAUACACAAAAAAAUCAUAAUUUGAUUAUCCUUUCGAUUAUUAUAUGGUUAUCCUGAAAGUACAAACACCACUUUCAAAACUAGCAGCAUAGCUGUUUGCUAUUUAAUGUACAGUCGGAAAAAUGAAAGAAUGCCCAUGAACGAUCACAUCAAUCACUUAUUUUGUAUUUGCUGUCCUUUUCUAUAUAUAACAAACGUUUGCUAUAAAAAAAGAAGCAAAUACAAAAUAAGUGAUUGAUGUGAUCGUUCAUCGGUAUUCUUUCAUUUUUCCGACUGUAAUUUUUAUCACAAUCACAUUAUGGCUUACGACAUGCCACAAGAAAACAGUUUAGAACCUUUUUAUGUAAGCUAUUUUCUUGUUAUUCUUAACAUCUCAUAGUAUAUGCAAUUUUAGACGCGUAUUUUAGUAUUUGUAAUCCAUAUGUUUUUAAUCUCCGCUAUCUUAGCACCUCAUAGUAGCAUAUUUGCAUCAUCAACAAUGUCAAAAAAAGUGAUUUGUCCUGUAGCUGAACAGUAUUUUUAUUAUUAUGUGUCACCGGAAGGUGACAUUAUUGCGUUCGCGGGUACAGUGGACAAAUUGUCGCCGACAAUUUCUAACCUCACUCAAUAUAAGUAAUACUGUUAGUAGAUAAAUAUACAAGGUAUAUUUACUUUUAAUUAAUAAUAAUAACUACUUAUUAAAUUAUACUAGGUAAAUAUAUAACGGGUAGUUCUUUCAAGAUGAUAGACUCAGUAAAACACAAGUUAAAAAUAAAGUAAAUAUAUUAAAGAUAAUUAUAUACAGUUUAAAACAAAUAAAAUAAAAUAUAAUUCCGUCUUCUGCAAAGGAAAAACAAUAUUAAACUGUAUUACAGUUAUCCGAUUAUAAUAGCAACAUUAAAAUAAUACGAUAAACAGUAUAUUUAUAUAUAAUAAAAAUCUCGCUACGUUAAAUCAAGAUAGCCCUAUAUUCCGAUCCGGAGAUUAUUCCUCGCUACUACCGCCUACUGCGAUAACGAUCAUGGCAAGACCCACGUCACUACUGUGGCGUCCGCCUAGGCAUAGUCCCACCUCACAUACGGUGCAUCUUUUGCCAAGCCAGCUAAUGCUGGUUCAAUACGCUAGCAGCAGCUGUUGAGCCAUGGUUAGUUCAAUUCGCUAGCCACGACUGAUUUUAUCAUUCACCUGGCUCGCCUUAAAUAUGCUCUUGCUGCCACUACUUCUUCAAUUUCUCCCAGCGGCGCUAUGCGCCAACACGGAUGCUCCUCCGGUCGUCUCUGGUAAAACAGCUCAUCGCUUGUGGUGGCAUCACAUCGGUACAAAUAUACUUUAUUUAUCUAUUAACGAUAUUGUUUAUUUCAUUUUAAAGUGCGCAUGCGUUUUGCUGCUAAUUUGUCGCCGACAGGCACCCGCGAACGCACUUAUAAUACCGAAACUACUAUUAGAAAAAGUUUAAAAGUCGACUUGUCUGAGUGAUUUUGUUUUAUCGUAAAAAUAAACAACUUGACAGAGGGUAAGGUUCAAACGCUGUGGAUCUACGCUGCAGCGCUACGCUGUGGAUCCACAAAGUAGUUUCUGAUGAUUGGCCGUGGGUUCUUGUGUGGAGUGGACGUUCCAUCCCAGACGAGCGACUAUGGCUGGCCAUUGUCGCUCGUCUGGGAUGGUACGUUUGAUUUGCAUGGAAAUUUACGGCUAAUCAUCGGAAAAUACUUUGUGGAUCCACAGCGUAGCGCUGCAGCGUGGUCAGUCUGUUUUGAACCUAAGACUUUAUCUCCUCACUGCAUAUAAGGUAUUGCGAUUGCGGAACUAAUUUUAUUAAUUUAUUUUUCUCGAAUAAGGAAAAGACACCCUUUUUUAACUUAUGCAUCCUUUUUAACGCAAAUUAGUCCUAUAAGAGAACAUGUACCUUGCUGUCCGUUAUUUUAAUACGUAUUUUAUUCAGAUCGGUAAGUUAUAUACAUAAGAAAUUGUUGUUUUAAAAAGACAAAAACAAAUAAAAUAGGUUACUUUUUAUACUAGAUAAUUUCAUAUUUCGGUUGUUAUAUUAGGCUAUAAAAGACACAUCGAAAUAGUUUCACGUAGGAUAAUUGAAACACCAGUGAAUGUACACUACAAAGAACAAACUAUUGCUAAAUGAAACAUUAUUUGUGUUAAAUUUAGGUAUUAAUUAUCAAUUGGUACAAACUGUCAUGAAAAUAUUUAUGAUUUUUAUCAAAGCUCAACACUGUCAUGCUGUCAUCGCAUUUGAAUGUAUAUAGAAGGCUUUAUAAUUGUUAAAUUGUUACAAUUUCAAUUCUUCUAAUUUAUAAUGAAUUUUAACACUUAAUUUAUUUAGUUUUUAUUUAAUUUAUUUGCACACAUUAUUUACAAUAAUUUAUAUAACACAUUUUACUAUAAUUUAUAUACAUUUGUAAAACAAUAUAAAACGGAUUUAAGCGCGCACAACUACAAUCAUAAUAUCAAUCCCUACAAGACUUUAUUCUCUAUUUAUAUAUUUUAUUUCGCUCUGGAACCAUCGGAGCCGGCCCUAAUCUAGAAAUUUCCAGUCCAGUUAGAAUAAUUGUGAAGUCCGCUCAUCGUAUAAAUCUGUACCUGGAACGCGUAGAGCCUUCUUCAAUGAACUCGUAUUUUUCUCGUCUAUCACUGGUUCUCGGAUCCACACACUAUAUUUUUUAAUAUAUAACAGGGGUCUCAUGUAACCGACAAGACAAAUCCCAAAGCUGAUGACUGAGUCUCAAUAGAUCGCAGUGUGGAAACUGCUCUACCAGAUACCGAAGAAAUAUUCUUCUUGAGAAUAUCUCUAAAUUGAAGCACAACUUUCACUUACUGGCUUCUACAAUCCAAUAUAUCACUGCACGCCUCUCAAAACACUAUCGGGCGUGACUCAAAAAAGUAUACUCUAGCUAGAGGUUGACUAACAAACAUGGUCCGCUCUUCUCAAAGCCGACCCUGAAAUUGAAGUUGCUUCUCAAUAAAGGUUCCUCCCGGGAUUAUACCCCAUCAAAUCAAACGACAAUCGUUUAUGUAAUAACAAACUCGAUAUACUGGACAAAUUUUUAGAAUAGAUGUACAAGAGGUUGUCAGCAGCGUUGCAUUAAUUCGUCCUUAAAUCCGUAGAAUUGAGCGAUGCAUAGUUGCCACAUUUAAAACUAAGCUUUUAAUCCAAUAUUAAAGUUACAUAAUAGAUUCUUGACAGUUUGUUCCAAUUGUUUUAUUGUAAGUUUAUUAAAAUAUUUAACAUUACCAAAGAUUUAGUAAAUAACGUUAAUUUUAUUGUGCAAUUAUCCCAACAAAUCGUUUUGAAACAUUCUAAAUACGGUAGGUAUCUGUAGUAUUAAAACAAUUUGUUUAUGCAUGUCUUUAUAUUUAUUUGAUAUUAUGUACCUACACUGGGACCAUCACAUCAGAGAAGAGUUUGCAAGUGCUUUGUUGGGAUAUUAUUCAAAUUAGGUAUAAGUUUGAUAUAUUAUUAAUUUUUUAUAUCUUUCAAGUUUUCACUGCCUUGGAAUUCAGCAAGACUCAUAGGGCACUAUUAACAUGACAUGACUCCUCCAUAUUGUUUUGACGUUAUGAUUUUCACUGAAUUAUCAUACAGGGUGGGGCAUUAGUGUGACAAAGUCCAAUUACUCGUUUGUCGUAAGAGAUACGAAAAAAAAUAUUUAGGUAAAAGUUGGGGUACAUAUGGGACCAUAAUUUACAAAUAUUUUCCAAUAUACAGGGCCACCCGUAUUGACGGGGUGCACAAACUUAUGUUUUUUUAAAUGGAACACCCUGUAUAUUUUUACAUUUUUAGAUUCUCCUCGAUGUCUUAUUUCAUAAAAUAUGGGGUUUUGUAAUAUUAUACGAGGUAGUUUAAAAGGUAAUUUUUUUUUUGUUAAUUUCGUAGCAAUAUUCAAACCCGGUAGAAUUGAAGGGAUUUAACAUUAAAAUUUCUAUUUAUGUUCAAACAAAUUUUAAUACAAUCUACUAUUGUUAAAUAUUAUUAAUAUAGCGAAAUGUUUAGCUUGGGAGCAGUCGCGCUCACUUCUGUCACGUAAGUAGUCAAGCGUAGAGAAAAAAUCUCACAAUACAAAUUUAAAUACGAAUUUAAAACAAAUUUCUAUUUUAUAAUAUUUUUAUUUACUUGUCAUGUUAAAAAUAUCUAUUUCUAACAAUUUGAAAGCUAAUUGGUUCUCACCAAAGCCAUAAAUUCCACAAAAAAAAAUUAAAAAAAUGUUGCAAAAUUUUUCAUUAAGUUAUCACGGAAAAGGAUAAAAUGUGAGAUUUUUUCUAACGGCGCGACUGCUCCCGGGUUAAUUUUAGUAUACAGCGUUGGUCGAAACUCGAAUGAGUAUUUUCUGAGUUUUCUUAAAUGGAACACCGUGUAUUUUAGUAUUGUAAUGAAAUGAGUUAUUCGUGAUUUUUAAAGUCAAACAUUAAUUGCAACAAAAAUUACGUGAAAUGUUAUUAAGUGGCCGUGAAAAUAUUCAGUCAUAAAUCAUUUUUCGAGAAAAAAUACAUAUUAAUCUAUACUGAUCAUUUAUAUAUCAAUAUUGGUUGAUCUAUCAAAAUACCUACGUAGUUAAGCGUGUUGGUGCGUAAAAUAUUAAUAAAAACACAAUAUUCUACCUAGUUGGCUAUGACACUAAACUUGCUUAAACAUUUGACAUUAUACUAUUUUUAUAGUUUUAGUAGCUUUGUUUGUUACUAUUACUAAUAUGAACUUUUCUAAUGAGGAACUAAUGAAUAUCUUUUUUCUGCUAGGAGAGUAUAACAAGAAUGUGCUACUAGGAAUAAUAAAAAUUUACCGUCAGCAAUUCCUUGAUCGAUGACAACCAAGAAGGGAAGGUUUUGAAAGUUUACUAGAACAGUUUCAACGGACUGGAUACUAAGAUUACGAGAAAUCUGAUCGAACAAAAACUAUUGUAAAUGAGUAAAAUUGUAAAUGAGUAAAAUGGAUUAAAUGUAAUCCUUAGUGUCACUGAGGAUCUGCAUAUUAGUACGACCGUUCUCAUAAUCUAAGUGACAGGUAUGUUGAAGUUGAAAUCGUUUUAGUAAACUUUCAAAAGUAGUUUAUCUUCUUGGUUGUCGUCUAUCAGAUAAUUGCUGAUAAUAAAUUCUUAUUGCUAAAGUAGAAGCCAUAGUUAGAAUACAGUGCAGGUAGCAUAGGGCAAUUUAUUUCUUACCGGAGAACGGCCGACCACGUUGCCGGUUUUCCAUUAGGACGGGAUUUAAGAAUCAUAGCACUGGAAUAUACGCGUACACAACAAUUGCCUAUGGUUGUAUACACGCACCUACCACUGUGCCAACAUGAGCGGCAUCCAUGCGCGCCGUAAGACUAACACUGCAUUCUAACUCUGGCUUUUACUAUAGUAGCAAAUUUUUGUUAUACUAUCCUAGCACAAAAACCACAUUAAUAAGUUCCUUAUUAGAAAAAUUCAUAUUAGUAAUGGUAACAACGCAACUGGAACUAUAAAAAUAGUAUAAUGUCGAAUGUUUAAGCAAAUUUAGUGUCAUAGCCAACUAGGUAGAAUAUUAUAUGUUUUUUAUAAUAUUUUACGCACCAGCAAGCUUAACUACGUAGGUAUUUUGAUAUCAUAACCAAUAUUGAUAAAGGAUCAGUCUAGAUUAAUAUGUAUUUUUUUUUGGAAAAAUAUUUUAGAUUUAAUAUUUUCAUGGCCACCUAAUAAAAUUUCACGUAAUUUUUGUUGCAAUUAAUGUUUGGCUUAAAGAAUCACGAAUAACUCACAAAUUAAAGCACUUAGGUAUAGGGAAUGCUUAAGAAAUAAAAAAGUACCCUACAAUAUCAUUCCAUUACAAUACUAAAAUACAGGGUGUUCCAUUUAAGAAAACUCAGAAAAUACUCAUUCCAAGUUUCGACCAACCCUGUAUACUAAAAUUAAACAUUUCGCUAUAGUAAUACUGUUUAACAAUAGUAGAUUAUAUUAAAAUUUGUUUGCACAUAAAUAGAAAUUUUGAUGUUAAAUUACUACAAUUCUACAGGGUGUGAAUGUUGCUACAUUAACAAAAAAACGUAAUUAUCUUUUAAACUACCUCAUAUAAUAUUACGAAAACCCAAUAUUUUAUGAAAGAAGACAUCGAGGUGAAUCUAAAAAUGUAAAAAUAUACAGGGUGUUCCAUGUUCCAUUUAAAAAAAGUUUGUGUCACUCUGUCAAUACGGAUGGCCCUGUAUAUUUGAAAAUAUUUUUAAAUUAUGGUUCUGUCUGUGUCCCAACUUCUAUCUAAAUCAUUUUUUCUUCGUAUCUCUUACGGCAAACGAGUAAUUGGAUUUUGUCCCACUAAUGCCCCACCCUGUAUAUAAUGUUGUUAAUUUACUCCAUGUGUCUUGCUGUACUAAAAAACUGGAUUUGAAUUAUUUAAUGAUUAACAAGUGCUCAAACUACUAAAACAAUAAGAGUCUCCAUUAUUUCAAUAGAUUCUUCAUUUUUAAACAAAAACUUUAAUUUUACCUGGCGCGGCCCGAAUAAUUUUAUUAAUUGCUGUCUCUUUUUAUAUUUUCUAUCUCUUUCUUCCUGGGUAUUUGGCAGUUCAUCCAGAAGUGUCAACCUUUAACUUUUUCCUAUUUCUGUUAAAUACAUUUCAUCCUCUGUUCCUUAAAUAUAUGAUGUACUUUGGUUGUGUUUUUAAAUUUUGUUUAAUUUAUUUAUAUUAACCUCAAGAUUGGCGUCAAAUGUCAUUUCCUAACUGUUAGUGUACGUUCAUAACGGAGACCAUCGCAUCGUAUCCUCGCCUAGAUCCUAGCAUCGUAUCCUAGCCUAGAUCAUAGCAUCGUAUCCUAGCCUAGAUCAUAGCAUCGUACUCUUCAUGUUCGUGAAUUCUCGCAUUUAUGCAUUUAGGUCAGGAUAUGAUUGCGAUGGUCUCCGUUAUGAACGUACACUUAGAAACCAAGAUUGAUGCUAUGUUCUUAUAUUGUUUUAAAAUAAUUACAAUAUCAAGUCAUAAAAUAGUUUUUGAUGAUUUAGAUAACGUUUUAGCACUAACUCUAUAGUGGCAGCUUGAAAACUAUUAAUUACAGUAAUGUAAUAAUAUUUAGUAUUUUUUUUUUACUUUUUUGUACUAAGCAUAAUUAUGUGAUUAAUGCUAUUUAUGUAUACAUUUUUAUCACAAUUUUAUUAUUAUUUUAACUACUUAAUUAUCUAAUUGGCGUAUUGAAUGAAGUGUUGUUGCUCACGAUUAAUUUUAAUUAAUGUUAACGAUACUUUCCAGCAGAUGUCUCUUGUGAAAUGUAAGUUACACUUAAACUAUUGGUUAUAUCCUCGUAAAUCCAUCGUACGUCUUCAAUUUGAUGUCAUUUUCGUACAGCACUUUUGUGGCUUGGUUCCCUUGUGUAAAACAACUCGAGUGAAUUCAAAGUUAACAAACAUUUAUUUUCCAUUAUUGAGUUACAUAAUAAGGCGUAUAAUCUAAAAAAUGUUAAUAUGAAAUUACUGGGAUUUAAUAAUUUGUUCGAUUUCAAAAUCUGGAAGUCCCAUGAAUUCAAGAAAAGAGUUGUUUUAAAAAAAAUCCACUUUUGUGGCUUGGUUCCCUUUUACAAAAUAACUUAAGUCAAUUUGCAUAAAGGAACCAACCCACAUGGAUCUCUUCUGCAGAACGCUGUCAUGCUGCAACGAUAAUUUUGGUUGGUUCUUUCGCUCAUAGAGGACGGUAUAUAUCGUAUGUGGCUUGGUUCUUUUCUGCACAAUUAUCUACGGAGUAUUUUACAACCUAUGAGACUAUUAAUAGGAAAAAUACAUAUUUGUGGUUUGGUUCUUUUCUGCAGAAUCCCAUCCAAUUAUAUUACAGUCUACAACAAGCCCAAAUGUAUUUUAUAAGUUUCCAUGAAAUAAAAAUAAUUAAAAUUACUGAUUAACUCUUUGAAAGAAAUAAAUAAUAGGUUUGUUCUAGCAUCAGUUUCAAACGGUUUGAAACCAUCAGCGAAUAGUGGACCAGCGCGAGUAGAGGGGAUCGCAGCACUGGUGACUGUAUUAUGUUCUCUCACUGACCAACUGGUUGAUGACGGUUUCUGACUAGUUUGACUGUUUGCUAGAACAAACAUAUUGUCAUUUAAAUGAAACAGGUACAAAUAUGACAAAACUAAUAGAUCACGGUAAAAACAAAUAAAAACUUGUGGCUAACGGACCUGCUUCCAAGCCAUCUCUCUCUCACACACACAUACGAUUAUUUUUUUCCUUUGUAGUAAUAUGUUCACAUAUAUGAAUUCCCGUAUAGAUUUCGGAUUAUUUCCUUUAGUUAACGAAAUUUUAAGCGGUUGGAUGUAAAUUGACGACGUGCAAUGGACUUGAGAGGAAAUAAUAUAUAGUAAUUUUCAGAUUAGCUUAUUCGAAAAAUAAAUAUCACCUUUUACACUUUGGAAUAUUUGUAUCCUUUCUUAAAUCACAUGUAGCAUCGUUGUACAAUAAGCGCCACGCUAGUAGACACACGGGUACCUAAUUGCUGGGCUUGGGCAAAUCCGGUCCGUUCUCACCUGUGACUUUCAUGUCUGUCAUGUCGUGUGACUCUUAUGAAACUAUUCAAAAUAAUUGUUUUUCCAUACAAAAAAUACAUUAAUUAUUAAUAGUGUUGUUACUCUGCUUUAAAAUAAGUUUAUUCAAACACCAAUAAUAUUACAAUACUUUAUAGCUUUUACAACUUUAACAGCAUGACAACUAUAAACUUCAAAUACACCUGUUCUAUAAACUGUCAACUUUCUAUGUUUAUAUUGAUUUCCAUACAUUUUCUGACGUUCUAGACGUCACGAGCCAUAAAAGUAAACAGUACAACAAGUGAAAGAUCCAGGACUGUAUUAGCUCAAUGUACCCGUGUGUCUACUAACGUGGCGGUUACUGUAUAUUCGUCCGUCAAAAACCCCAACCGUAGUGAAAAAUAAAAGCUUUUUUCAAAAUCUCCAAGUCAUAUGCCACUUAUUAUCUAGCUGGAAGUACACAUUAGCUACAUAACCAUUUAUUUUACUAUAGAAAUGCAAUAAAGUAGUGUAAUAGAAACAACGAACGAACAAAACCUACCAGUAAGUUUAGUAUACAAUUUUAAUGUUCCAAACUAAAUAAAAACUUUAAAUAGCAAUACAUACACAAAAAAAAAACAAUUUGUCAGUUACUGCUCUACCGUCAAAUAUAUGAGAAAUAUUGCACCAUAAUUUGUGCGAUGUCAUUCCGUCAUUUUUUAUAGGUUAAUAUCCACUACUUGAUGUUAAAUAAAUCAUGUUGUAUAUGUUGGUACAACCAACAUAAUACCUUUCUCAUACGAAGACAUACGUCUAGAAAUACUUAUUUAAAAUAAGUGCUCUAUCUCUCUGUUUGUGUGUCCAACGCCGUUCCUCCGUCUCUCUUUUCAUCUAUUGUGUUCAAAUUUCUACAGUUUGCAUGGCUUCCUCAGCUAGGCCCAAGUUCUAAAAGCGCUGUCAACCCAAUAACUCUUUUAAUUUAGUGAAGAUAUUGUAAAUCAGUAUACCAGUUUCAAGUAGUAAAAUAAAUGAGUCCUUCACGGGUUAAUAUUUCUAUGAUUAUUACACGUUCAGUGAAGUUAAAAAUGUCGCGUAGUACCUUUGAGCAUUAAAUGGAUCAAUAAUAUUUUUCCCCUUUUUCUGGUCUAAAAUACGUUUGCCAUAGAUUUUAUUACGACACGUAGUGUUUUUUACUGUUGGAUAAUGAAACAACCCUUUCAAUUUCAUUUUCUGGCCCUCCCUCUUAAAAUAAAUCCAACCGGAUUUACUUUUCUUAUAUUUUGCUUUAGAAGAAGGUAACAGUAGAGCCCUUAGAAUAUAAAAUAAACUUUAAAUCUUAAACAAUAAGCUUUAAAGCUUAACUUAAAUAUUCUAAGGUAGAGCUUAUUAACCUCUUAAAAAAAGACGGUGUGACAUUGAAAUGAAUUACUUUCUACUUUAAUAAUUAUAUAGAGAUAACACUCAAAAUAUCAAUACAAUCACAAAUACCAUUUACCAUAGACUUACCUUAGCUUUAUUCCGAAGACAUUUAAUAUAAACAUAAUUCUCCGUUCAGAGUAGCAAUACUUACUGAUAAAUGUGACUAAAAUAACGCAAACAUUAUAGAUAGUUCCCACUUUAAAAUUUAGAUUAUACAGAAUAAAAUAAACUAAAAAUGGGAGACAAACAAUAUGUUACAUAUGUAUAUAUGUUUUUGAUGUGCGACAAGAAAAAAUAUUUCUUAUAAAUAACUUUUAUGGCAAAUAAUAUGUUAAAUAACUGAUUAUACAGGGUCUAACAAAAAGGCAGGUCAUAAAUUAAAUCACAUAUUCUGCGACCAAAAAUAGUUCUAUUGAACCUAACUUACCAUAGUACAAAUGUGCACAUAAAAAAGUUACGACCCUUUGAAGUUACAAAAUGAAAAUCUGGUUUUUCCAAUAUAUCGAAAACUAUUAGAUUUUUUAUUGAAAAUGAACACGUGACAUUCUUAUGGCAGGAACAUCUUAAAAAAUAAAAGUGAAAUUUGUGCACCUCAUAAAAAAUGUACGAGGGUUUUGUUCCCUUAAACUCCCCCAAACUUUACUAUCCCAAAUUGUGGUACCAUUAGUUAAACACAAUGCUUUUAAAACUUGUUUGUCUCUUAGUACUUUUUCGAUAAGCCAGUUUUUAUCGAGAAACAUUUUUUAAAUCCACCACAUAUUUGUAAAUGGUUAAGUAAGAUUAUAGAGAAUCUGGUUGUAAUAUGAAAAUUUAUUUAUAAUUUACAUUUUUUAGGUAUAUUUUGAAACAUAUUAAAAAAGAAGCCACAUCUCGAAAAAGCUGGCUUAUCGAAAAAAUACUUUUUUAGGCAAAAAGUUUUAAAAACAUUUUGUUUGAUUAAUGGUACCACAAUAAUAAUUUAAUUGGAACGUACACAAACAUUUACGGGGUUUAAGGGAACAAAACCCCCCAAAAAUUGUUAUGGGGUGCACAAAUUUCACUGUAAUUUUUUUUUUAGAUGUUCCUGUCAUAAGAAUGCCACGUGUUCAUUUUGUAAGUUCAAAGGGCUGUAACUUUUUUUAUGUGCACAUUUGUACUAAGGUAAGUUAUUCAAUCAAACUAUUUUUCAUCUCAGAAUAUGUGAUUUAAUUUAUGACCUGUCUUUUUGUUACACCCUGUAUAAUAUAAAUACAUCACAGAAAAUAUUGUCAGUCGCUUAUAUAGUACCUAAUUUAUUUUUUCUAGCAUAUAUUUCGUGAUAUUCAAUAUAUUACAUAAUGGGGCAGCUGUUUAAUGGUAAAUUUUAUGCGUAAAGGUUUUGGUAACUAGUUCUAAAUUAUUUUUUGUAAGAUCAACAGAUUCCAUAAGUGGAUACAAGAGUUCAAUACUUGUUCACAACUUUGUUAUCGAUUCUAUAGCUUGUUAGUCAAAAUCUUAUUUACCUUUCGCUGUUGCCAAAUUAGGUACUGUACCGACAUUAUAUCCAAACACAGAAUAAUUUUGUGUAUUAUGUGUCAGUGGCAUCUCGUGUGAGCACUGGGUACUAUAUUAUUUACAUUUUUACGAAAUGUACAUAAAAUGCAUUUGGAUAGGAAAUUAUUGCCGAAUCCCGAUUAUCAAACAUUAUUUGAUACAGGGUUGAUAAUAAAAACAAAACUUAGAGUAAGAGACAAUCUAAUAUUUGAUUCGCUAAUACCCAAAAUAGAUUUAUAUAUGUACACACUUGUUAGAUAAUUGCAUUUUUACCGUGUUUAGAAUUAAAAUAAUAACAUAUCUUAAGCAUUUUACGUUUAUAAUUGGUAAAGUGAAAAAACGAUAAAUCAGUAGAGAAAGAACAGAAUAAAAAAUUAUUUUUAUUUCUAUUAAUAUGCUAUGUUCCUCUGUCAUUUCGCUUUAAACUUAGUUCCAGUUAUCCCAUAAUAGUUUUUUCUGUUUUCCUGUUUGUAAUAUAUAAUAAUCCUAAGCCUAUUAUGCUAAAGUCCGUCCCACCUUGACUUUACAGUAUAGGGAACAUAGGCAAUGCAGUCCUUAUGAGAAUUUUUAGCGCGGUUAUGCCGAUUUUAUCGAAAAGAAUUUGUAAUCGAACAUUAGAGAGAUUAAAUUAAAACUGUUUUAGAACGGCAAUAUACAAUUUUAGGAUUCAUAUGCGUAAUAACUCUAGUAUAUUUUUUUCCGUCAACGUUUUUUAAUACGUGAGUAUUUUUCAGUUUUACGGGGGUAUAUUUAAGUUUCUUGUGGAGGUUGAAACUGUCGUGUUUUUUUAGAGGUCUUUUAUUUCUUGAUAUGAGUUUUCGAGCCAAGAUUCUUUGGCUUGCUUAAUUUUUCUUUUUACGAGUUUGUCGAUAUCACAGUAUUUGUUAAUAUUUCUAUGUGUCAUCCACUCAUUUUUUGCCAGUAGGUACUCAUUAUAGGUGUUUUCAAAGACUCUUACUUCGUCUAAAAUCGAUUUUUCUAUGUUGUACCAAUAUUCGUUGAUGGUUCUAUUUAUGUUUGGUAUAUUCGUUAUUUUGUGUAUUUUUCUAUUUAUCUGCGUGAUAUGUGUUCCCGUGUUUGAGGGUUUCUAAAGGGGUCGAGAUAUAUCUUACUAGGCUUAGUUAAUUUCUUUAAUUUGAUUUGUAUUUUGGAGCAGAGUAGAUUAUAAUUUGAGUUUAUAUCAGCGCCGAGGUACGUUUUUACAUAUUUAAUAUUGUUUCCAAAUCGGUGGUUUACUAAGAAAAAAAACUUUAUACUUGUUACUAAUAAUAAUUAUUAUCAACAUCGUUUUGUUACUGUAAGUUGAUUCAUAUACGUCAUUUAUAAAUGGCCUGUUUUUUAAUAAAACAUAAAACUCACUGCAGUUUUUUUAUAGUAUUAAUGUUUGAAAAAAUUCUCAAGGUAUGUCCAUUUAAUUUUCCUGAGACUGAUUCCCUUUCUUCGAAAUAUCUAGUUUAAUAGUAAUGCAAACAUUGUCACUAUCACAGCAUUUAUUGUUUUCGUUUUUAAAAGAGUGAUAUAUAUUGUAGAAAAAUGCUUCAUCAGGUAUAUACAUGUGUAUUUAUUUUGCAUGAAGAAAUAUAAUAGUUUUUACAAA
Molecule: messenger RNA, 21175 nt
Organism: Diabrotica virgifera virgifera (western corn rootworm)
Lineage: Eukaryota; Metazoa; Arthropoda; Insecta; Coleoptera; Chrysomelidae
Gene: Hs6st
Product: heparan-sulfate 6-O-sulfotransferase 2
Exons: 5
Coding region: 124-1389 (421 amino acids)
Cellular component (GO): membrane
Molecular function (GO): heparan sulfate 6-sulfotransferase activity
Source: RefSeq, a predicted model, not a curated record